Messenger RNA from Cadophora gregata, 978 nucleotides. RefSeq lists its product as uncharacterized. The transcript is spliced from 2 exons. Lineage: Eukaryota; Fungi; Ascomycota; Leotiomycetes; Helotiales; Ploettnerulaceae. The record is from RefSeq and is a predicted model, not a curated record. The coding region runs from base 1 to 978 and encodes 325 amino acids.
AUGGCCGACUCCAUGUGUGGACCUUCAAAUGCGCUCCAGAACUUCCAGAAGCAUAGUACCGUAGACCGGACAUUGCAACAAGACCGCCUAAUCUCGCGGCAUUCACCUGCGCAGGGCUUUCGUUCCUCUCCUGGUCCCAAUGCCGGCCUUCUAGAUCCAGAUUUCGAAGCGUUCCAAGCAGGGCAACUACCUCUUGACCAGAGCCACCAACCACAAGGCUUCUCACACGCUCCCCAGAACUUCCAACAGCCCGUACCCUCAGGCUGGGCAUCCGACUUUCAACAACUACAUAUCUCAUCUCCACCUCCUCAGUUCCAACGACAACCGUUCAAUCCACAAGUACAACAAAGACAAAAUGAAGGAGGGUGGCAUGAAGAGUUCGCACGGCAGCAAGGCCAGAUGUCGGGAAUGGGUCAGAUGCCUAGCCAAAUGAAUCCUCAAUUUCGGCCUAUGGGUGGGCUAAACAUGACAUCUCAGUAUAUGGGAGGCUUUGCGCAACCCCAAGCAAGCAUUUCAGCGUCUCAGCAAACACAGCAGCCUAUAGAGGCCUCCGAUGAGGCAUUCGCUCGGGCAUUCGAGGAAGCAGAGAGAGCAGCGGCUCUCGAGGCCGGUCAGGAGACGAGUCAAGAGCAAAGUGUCGAAAUGGGCCAAGACAUUCUUAUCAAUGAAUCUGCAGAGAGACUUAUGGAGGAUUCUUCCGAUUUACUGGACCAGCAACGAAUUGGCGCAGACACAAUCCACGAUCCUCUAGAUCAAACGUCAGAAGCACGAGAGCAGCAGAAUAAUCCAGAUGAUCUGUCCAAGACUGCCGGUCAGUUGUUGAAUAGUGUGCAGAAGGACCAAAGUACCAAGUUUCAAAACAGUCAAUUUCUACAGUUGAUGCGUUUGUUUAGAGACAAAGAGGCUACGGUUGAAGGUGAUCAAGUUGUGGCGCUCGGGACGGGGAUGCGUCAAGAUGCUCUGAAGGUCACACCUUGA